AUGCGCCUGGUGAACCUCCUGCUUUUCGCUAUGCUCGCCUUCAGUUUGAACUUCGUCGAUCUCGCCAGCGCUAAGGCCCAGCUUCGUAAGGACAAGUCGCCAACCGACGAGAUAAUGAGCUCAAGCCGUAGACUUGAACCUCUGAAGCAAAACGUCGAAUCCACUGACCCCUCUGAUACCAAGAUACACGUCGGAGUGUCCAACCCCGAAGUCCGAAAGCUGAGAAGUUCCAGCUCAGUCACACCCAGCCAACACUCCAGCGUUAAAGAAGAAGAAGAAGAAGAAAGAUCUGGCAAUGCCCUGAUGAGCAAGCUGACGGCAUAUCUGCAAAAGAAGAUGCCCAGCCUUAGUGGCUCAAGAUUCGAAUGUACUUGGCAGUGGCUUCACUCGCAGUAUCAGGCUCGGUGA
This is a messenger RNA of Phytophthora sojae, 408 nucleotides long. RefSeq lists its product as hypothetical. The transcript has a single exon. The record is from RefSeq and is a predicted model, not a curated record. Bases 1 to 408 code for a protein of 135 amino acids. Lineage: Eukaryota; Oomycota; Peronosporomycetes; Peronosporales; Peronosporaceae.